UAUUUCCAGGAUGCGGAUGUCAUGUGGUUCCGAAAUCCAUUUCCACAUUUCUUUCCUGAUGGAGACUUCCAGAUUGCUUGUGACAGAUUUUUUGGAGACCAUCUUGAUCGGAAAAACGUGCCUAAUGGAGGAUUUAAAUUUGUAAAAUCUAACAAUCGCACGAUUGAAUUUUACAAGUUUUGGUACUCAUCUCGACACAAACAUCCAGGAUAUCAUGAUCAAGAUGUACUUAAUAGAAUCAAAUUUGACCCAUUUGUUGAUGAAAUAGGAUUGAAGAUGAGAUUCUUGAGCACUGCCUUUUUUGGUGGAAUAUGUGAACCUAGCAGAAAUUUUAGUGUGGUCUGUACUAUGCAUGCAAAUUGUUGUGUUGGUCUUAGUAGAAAAUUCAAUGAUUUAAGACUCAUGCUUGAGGAUUGGAGAAGAUAUAUGGCGCUGCCACCUGCUUUGAAAAAUUCUAGACUGCCAUUCUGGAGGAUACCACAAAAUUGCAG
Molecule: messenger RNA, 491 nt
Organism: Phalaenopsis equestris
Lineage: Eukaryota; Viridiplantae; Streptophyta; Magnoliopsida; Asparagales; Orchidaceae
Exons: 1
Source: RefSeq, a predicted model, not a curated record